GGGCCUCCUCUGCGCCCGCCCCUUCCCGGCAUGCACCCGCCGCCCCAGGCGCUGACGUGGCCGCCGUCAGCGCCGCCAUCUUGUGAGAGCGAAACCAACGCCUGGCUCGGAGCAGCCGCCGCUGAGGUCUCUGGCCAGUGUCACGUCCAAGAAUCCACAAGGAUGGGGAAUAUCUUUGCGAACCUCUUCAAGGGCCUCUUUGGCAAAAAAGAAAUGCGAAUUCUCAUGGUGGGCCUGGAUGCUGCCGGGAAGACGACGAUUCUUUAUAAACUAAAGCUCGGUGAAAUUGUGACCACCAUUCCUACCAUAGGUUUCAAUGUUGAGACCGUCGAAUACAAGAAUAUCAGCUUUACCGUGUGGGAUGUGGGUGGCCAGGACAAGAUCCGGCCUCUGUGGCGCCACUACUUCCAGAACACCCAAGGCUUGAUCUUUGUGGUGGACAGCAAUGACAGAGAGCGUGUGAACGAGGCCCGUGAGGAGCUCAUGAGGAUGUUGGCUGAGGAUGAGCUCCGGGAUGCUGUCCUCCUCGUGUUUGCCAACAAGCAGGACCUCCCCAACGCGAUGAACGCAGCUGAAAUCACAGACAAGCUGGGGCUGCACUCUCUACGCCACAGGAACUGGUACAUUCAGGCCACCUGUGCCACCAGUGGGGAUGGGCUCUAUGAAGGACUGGACUGGCUGUCCAAUCAGCUCCAGAACCAGAAGUGAGCCAGAACCCCCUUCCCCUCACUUCCUCCU
This is a messenger RNA of Heterocephalus glaber (naked mole-rat), 738 nucleotides long. RefSeq names its product ARF GTPase 1 (gene Arf1). The record is from RefSeq and is a predicted model, not a curated record. Gene Ontology annotation, molecular function: GTP binding; GTPase activity. NCBI's taxonomy places the organism in Eukaryota, Metazoa, Chordata, Mammalia, Rodentia, Bathyergidae.